CGCCGGUAGCCUUAAUGGUUCAGAGGCGAUUGUGGUUUGCAUGUGAUGCCACCAGCCACUUCCGGAUAAUGCCACAACCAGGUGAUUGCGGUUGAGUUUGUUGGAUAAAUAUUUCAUGUAAAUUGGAAAAUUGCUUAAAAACCAAAACGUAAUGCUCAAGCGAAAGAAACUUCCUUUCGUGACACGUUCUUGAUAGAUGACAGACUGAUGUUACAAUGAAGAUGUCGUUAAAGAACACGUCGUUACUUUGUUUGGUAAUCCUGCAGUCAACUUUUUUGCCACUGGUUUGCAGACUUUUACGACUUCCAUGCAAAAUGAUUGCAGAAUUUAAAAUUGUGCAUCGAGGCUAUUGGCUGCAGGGAUCAGUAAUUGCAGAAUUCACAGAGGCUGGACUCCAGGAUUGCUAUGGAUACUGCUUGCAUAAUCCUAGAUGCAAGUCUUUUAAUAUUGAAAAAGACGACUAUGGAACUUGCCAACUGAAUUCAAUGUCCAGCCACGAUGUCCUAGAUAAUAAAACGCUUACUGCUAAUGGAAACUGGAAUUUCCAUUCAACUAAUUUUUCUGAAAAAAUGGUUGGUCAUAACUGCAAAAUGAAAAAUCCAUGCAGAGGCGAUGAAAUAUGCCUGGAUACUUGUAGCUGCCCCGGAUACGAGUGCCUCAAUUGCGCUGGAAAUUUGAAAAAUAUCCAUUGCAACAGAUGUGCCAGUCAUCCAUGCCAAAACGGAGGGACAUGCAAUGAAAUGAGCACUACGCUGUGUAGCUGCAUUGAUGGUUUUAUAGGACCAUUUUGUGAAAAUAUAGAUGAGUGUUCGAGCAAUCCUUGCAACAAUGGAGGCACUUGCAACGACAGGGUUAAUGGGUAUGCAUGUACCUGUGCACCUGGUUACACCGGAAUUCAAUGUGAAACAAAUAUCGAUGAAUGUUUGAGCAAUCCUUGCAUCAAUAGAGGCACUUGCAACGAUAGGGUUAAUGGGUAUGCCUGUACAUGUGCACCUGGCUACACCGGAAUUCAUUGUGAAACAGAUAUCGAUGAGUGUUUGAGCAAUCCUUGCAUCAAUAGAGGCACUUGCAACGAUAGGGUCAAUGGGUAUGCAUGUACAUGUGCACCUGGCUACACUGGAAUUCAUUGUGAAACAGGAGCCUGUCUACAAUACGCAGAACUGUCCGAUCCCUCAAGGUCUAUAAAUCAUAUAGUCAAUUAUGGAGACCAGCUCAGGUGUGACAACAACCUAGUAACUUCUCAAUGGUAUCGCUUUACUGGUGAGGCAGGGACGACUAUGCACACAAGCUGUCCAGAAUACUUUGGCACAGUUUUUCGAUGCAGCACACACGCUGGCGGCUGGCUUAACGGGCAACACCCAACCAUACAAGAAGGAGAAGUGGCAAGAGAUGUUUGCUUUGCAUGGAAUGGAAAUUGUUGCAACUGGGUUUACAGUAUCAAAGUGAUUAAUUGUGGCAAUUACUUCAUCUAUCAAUUGCGACCAACUAGUUGCUCAUAUCGAUACUGUGGAUCAGGUUGAUCGAGCGUACAGCAGAGAUGUAACAUGUAAAAAAUUUCAAUAUCUUUGAAAAGUGUUGAAGAAAACAGGCGUUAAGUAGAUGAGUCUUUUUAAGAUUGUUCAACUCGCUGGCAUUUGAUAUUCGAUGACAAAUUGGUUAGUUUGUGUAACUAUAGACAUUCUAUUUUAGUUAGGCUUUUGCAAUAACUUGUUUAUUCUUUGGUCCAUGAUACGAACAAAGAAAGGAAUAAGCACUCCGAUUAUCUAGUUAAAUGGGAAAACGACCGUCAUGACAAUUUGUGUUUUUUGUCAGGGCUUCAAAUGAAGUAGCUUGUAUACUAAGGAAUAGUUUAGACAGCGCGUUAUGGGCGCAGCGAAUCAAAUUCAAUUAGAUGCGCUCAAAAUGCGCCCGUAGAUGCGCUCAAUUUAUUGUUUGCUUUAAGACAGCGAAGCGAAUUGAAUUGAUUCAUAUUUUGAUUCAUAAGGCGCUGAUAAUGCGCCCAAGUGAGCGCAUUAUGAGCAAAUUCAAUUAUUUGCUUCGAUUUCACUUUUAGUCAGCGAAUUAAGAGCGCAUUAAAUUGACACUCACAAUAUUUUAUGGUCAAUAAUUUAAUUCGCUGCACCCAUAAAGCCCUGUCUAAACUACGCCUAAGCCACAUUGUAAACCAGCAUUUCGUACAUUUUUAGCCUAUACAGCAGAGAAUUGUUAUCAGUCAAUCUAGGUGUAACAAAGGCAUAAUUGGCUUUCAAGAUGUUUAUUUUGAAAGAUAAAUAAGAAUUUUAUUUAUUCAUUUUUGUUUGCUGACUUGUAAUAUCACGUCUAUUUGCACAUUUUGUCUAGUUUCACAUUCUUAUAUUGCUUGCCACCAGUAAUUUUCCUCCAGCAAUUCGUCCUGUAUUCCUGACUAAUUUUUACGCUUUGCUAUGCACCAUCCUUCAUCUUGCUUCUUAAUCCUUUCUAAUCUCUUAUCACUUAAGGAUUAUUAUUUUCAGAAGCGCUAUGUAUAUUCAUUUAUUCAAGCUUGAAGUAAUUUACCAGUUGAUUAAUAAAGCAACAGUUUCAGUUAAAAACCUAAAAAAAUUUGACUUGAUUCGGUCAAUUUGUCUCAACAGCACAGAUUGGCGAUAUCGUUCUUAAAUAUAUAAAUCUCGUCAUUGAUUGCUCGAAGUCGAUGCACAACCACAACUGCAGCUUUCAAAGAUGCAUUUGGAAAUUAUAAGAUUGUUUAAUUUGUGAUACAGAGACUUUACGUGCGACAACUUUUCGUCAAAUAUGACACCGAGUUUUACGUUUUUUGCAUCGUUUGAUUGUACUUUUUCAUUAUUGAUACAUGGGUUUGAGAUUAAAUUAAUACAUAGUUUAUUGAGAAACAUUUGAGAGCAAUAGAAUGAUUUUUCGACGCAUUAGUGCAAUAGAGCACAUAGAAAUCUGUAAAUGGUUGACAUGGAAGUCAAUGAGCGUUUUGGCAAUUUUGCGCAAAAAUUUUCUUUUUUUUGGUCAGAGUGAUUCCAAUGCGUGAAAUUGAUUGACUACUUAAGUAUUUUAUUUGAAAUUUUUCAUUUGAAGUGCGAUAAAAGAGUCGUAUCCAGUGAUGGAUAAAAUGCUGGUAGGCAUAAACAUGCUUAAGGUCUUACGUGCUCAAAAAGUACGUCAGUGUCAAAAAGCCUUCGGCUUUAUUAUGCAUGACCCAAAUACUUUCGGGAAUCACCUUAACAUGAGCAUAAACAAUUGAACUUAAAACAUCUGCGCACACUGCUUUGAAAACAAGAGGCCCUUCAACUUUUAAAGUAUUUAUCAAUAGCUUAGUAUCAGCUUAGUAUUGAUUCACGAUAAAAAAAGACUAGUUUGAAACCGAUUUUUCUUGCAGACAAAGGGCAAUGCAGCUGCUUCUAAACAGUUUCUUUCCCAACGUAGUCAUUGAAUUGAUUAUUAAUUACUUACAUUGAUCGUUAUUGUAGUCAUUGAAUCCCGAUAUCAAAACUGCUUUGUUCGUGUUUUUCUUCAAUUAGUCCUGAUACAGCUUUCCUUUCAGAAUUCAUUACCCAUGUGUACCUUUCUUUCUGCUCAACGCUGAUUCUUUCUUGCUCAUUACCUGAUUACGGUUGAUCGCCAGCAGUAUUUUCUAAUGCAACAGGAACUUUUGUUGCAUUCAGAGAAGAGGGAGGAGUAAAUGCCCCUAGCAAUGAUUAUCAUAGAGCAGUCCAGGGAUGGGAUUGCAUUUACAGUUGCCAUGGAGUUGUGUAUAAAGACUGUUGCGAUAGGAGAUGUUUUGUUUAGCAUUUAUUCUGGUGUUGCGAUUGCAAGUGAAUAUUUCGUCAAUGUGUAGAGUCUUCUUCUUUGCAGGAUCAUCUUUACAUACCUUUCUGCUUCACCUUUACAUUUAGGAUACCUUAGGUAUCUUAAACAUUUAGGAUAGCUUAGCAAGUUCUCUAAUUUCACAAGAGUUGAAGAGCAUAUUCUCAGCAACGACUGCCUGUUGAGUUACAUGACGUGCAGAAAAUAUUUUGAUUGCUAGAACAACUAAAGGUGCACACACACUUCGAACAUUAGUAGCUUCUGGGUAUUUGGAAAAAAGUCCACAUCUAUAAGGCUGUUUUUCUCAGCAAAAUCGAAUAAAUCUGCUCCAACUUUUUAACAUGGGCCAUUUGAUACAUUGUGUUUAUGAAUUUGGUUCUUUUACCUGGUUUCGUUGAAAUUUUGACACAUUUCACAUCUUGACACAACCUUCUCGAUUUCUCUAUACAUGUUGGGUUGUUAGAUGAUAUAUCUGACUAAACAUUUUUGUUUCUCGAUGCAAUCUUUUUUAGGCAUAAUUUCUGUCUUUUUCUGAUAUCAUAACCUUGUUUGACAAAAACAAUUAACCAUUUGCCUCUUUUAUUUCAUCUUUGCGAUCGUAAUAAAGCAUCAUAUAAGGUGUUAACUUCUUCUUGCUUGGUCAGCCUUUUUGGAAAGACUUCAUGAUAAGUUAGAUGUUUGAAUCCAGGUGCAGCCAGUUUGAACUUGUCAAGUCCAUUCUUUAAAGUUCGAAAACGUAUUAAUAAUGACUAAAAAUUCAAGCCAAAUGAGUUAUCUUCCGUAGAUACGCUUCUGAUAAACGCUCUACUCAGUGUAUCAGCAAUAUGCAUUUGAUAGCCUGGCUUGUAUACUAUGAUCAGCUGAAAUGUCACUAGCUUCAGCAACAUGACUUGUAACCUUGAUGUAACGUUAUGAAAAUUUACUUUUGAAUAGAUGCCAAAGGUUUACAAUCAGAAUGAACCGCGAUGCUAUUACCAAAGAGAAAUUAAUGGAAUCCUUGUGGUGUACCUAUAACAAAAUUGCUGACCAUCUUAAAGUAAGCAGGCACCUAAGCUAGCUUGACUAACGUCUGUUAAAGUAGACUUUAUUUCAUCACAAUAUUCUUACCUGAUUUGAGAACUUAAUAUAUUCUUUUAAAGGGCUCAUAGCGUUGCUCUUUGCUUUAUUCAGUGCCAUGGUGCUCUUUCUCUGGCUAUUACUUUUCAUGACUCUGUUAACUGAACGCCCGUCAAAUGAACUGAACAUUUCACUGAGCAACGCUCAACAUGCUAGAGAAAGAGCACCGGUAAAAUUGUGGACCGGUAAAAUUGUUCGACGGAUUGGGAUGAGGCAGGAAUUAACCGAAGUUUUUUUCGCUAAUGCCAAAAAACAUCAUUAUAAAGAAGCAAUGUCACGAAAAACUUGUUAAGAAAAGAGUUAGACCGUACAGAAAUAAAUUUUUUUUUAUAUUCAAAUUCUGAUACAUGUAUUUGAUAAAUAAAUAAAAAAUGGUUCUGAGAAGAUUUACAGAGAAAAAGAUUUCAACGAUCUGACUCAGAAAAUAUCCGUUUUUUUAGUUAAAAAAGCUGUAAAUAUCUGCAAAAAAUAUUCGAGUAGGUCAACAAAGUCCCGAAAUUUCUGUUUAAACAAUUUAUUUUAAAUAUUUAACUGGGGCCUAGACAUUCAUCACCAAACAGCAACAAUAUCUGCAGUGCUCUAGCGAUGAAAUUAAAGAGGAUUCCAUAGCCAAUGUGGAUCAAGGCAUGGGAAAGAUCGGCGAUCAGCUUGGGUCAGACAAAGAUGAAUUGAACUACAUUUUCUUUAGGAGUUAAAGUCAAGAUGAUAGUGUUUUCGAUUAAUAGUCUCCAUUUCACUUCGGAUCAAACAAAAUUUAAUUUUGAUUUGCUAUUGUUUACUUUUUUAAGCUUUCUUUGCUAUGGUAUACAAUCACCAGUAUAGGAUGAUGGCGUCAUACAAUGAUGAUAACAUCAUGCAAAAAUGUUUAUAAGUAAAUAAAAUAGUAAUACUAUACAUCCCUCAAAAGCAUUGAAUGUGUACUAUGCAAAUAUGGAAUUUUUUUGACAAUAACAGUUGCGAGAAAGCACUUGCGGUGGUUGAAAGUAAAUUUUUUCGCAGUUGAUGAUGUCAUCAAAAAAUUUGACUUGUGUUCAAAAUGUUUUUCAUUCCAUCUUGGAUUUGAAACUUGCAUAGUUAGUUUAAUGAAAAAUGCAAUCAAAGUUGAGGUCAAGCCUUUGGCUGAUUUUUCAAGAAUUUCCAUCAUUUUUGGUGACGUCAUCAAAAACAUGUAAUUUCCGAUGUUAGUUUUGUUUGGCCUUUCUUGGUUUUGAGAUCUCCUUGGUCAAUUUAGCUUGAAUAUGAAAUUAAAAUUUGAGGUAAAACAGCUUGCUAGUCUUUUUCUAAAAAAUUUCCUGUCUAUUAGCACUCAUUUAGUUUGUCGCAACCAAUUUCUCCGUUUAUCGCAAGACAGAGGUCGUUACACCUCCCAAUAGAACUAGGAGAAAUUUUUUUAAUGCUUGAAAAUUAUAACUGGUGAAUUGGUAAUCUUAACUCGGGGUCAAUUGCUUUUAGGUCGAUGAGCUCUUCUACAGUGAUGUGCCUAAACAACUUAGCGUGGGGGUAUGAGGGGGUUGUGGUGUUCAGAAAAAUAGUGUCUAACUAUACUUUUGGACAAGCUAUCUCUUAUUAAAUAUUUAAUAAGAUUGAAAUUUAUUAUCAUAUACAGUCUAAAUAAUAAGUAAGAAAGAACAAAUAGUUGUGCAAGAGUUUAAAGAAAAUUAAGUUUACAGAAACUGAUAUUUCUGGAUAUCGCGAUUUUUCGGUGAAUCCAUGGGCACCUUUUCGCAAAAAAUUAAUUAUUGGGGAAUCGGCAAAACGGACUACAGCUUGUUUUGAGGCCCUGAAGCAAAUUGAAGACGAGACCCCUGCGAGCGAGUAGAAAUUUUUUGCUAUCACACCUUUCAGAUGAGCUUAGAAUUCAUGGGGCAAUUAGUCCCCCUUAUCUCCCAACUCGGCGGCCCUGAAUACAUUUAAGUAUGCAAAAAACUGUAAAUCCUUGAAGUUUCUUUUAUUGAAAGCACUUCUGCCUCAAAUAUAAAUUAUGGUAAAACAACCAGACCUACCAUCAGUGAAACUAACUAUUUAUUGUCGAAAAAGAGUUUUUCCAAAAUUCAAUUUCCUUUUGGCAAAUAACUGUU
Molecule: messenger RNA, 6989 nt
Organism: Rhopilema esculentum
Lineage: Eukaryota; Metazoa; Cnidaria; Scyphozoa; Rhizostomeae; Rhizostomatidae
Source: RefSeq, a predicted model, not a curated record